Messenger RNA from Capsella rubella, 1143 nucleotides. RefSeq names its product U2 small nuclear ribonucleoprotein B'' 2. Lineage: Eukaryota; Viridiplantae; Streptophyta; Magnoliopsida; Brassicales; Brassicaceae. The record is from RefSeq and is a predicted model, not a curated record. The transcript is spliced from 6 exons. Gene Ontology annotation, molecular function: RNA binding. The coding region runs from base 87 to 776 and encodes 229 amino acids. Gene Ontology annotation, biological process: mRNA splicing, via spliceosome. Gene Ontology annotation, cellular component: U2 snRNP.
UUUCUCUCCUCCGUUAUGUCUGUCUGCUUCAGUUAGGGCAGGGGUAAUGACAGUGUCGUCGUCUUCGCGGAGCUCAGUUAAAAAAAAUGUUAACGGCUGAUAUACCGCCGAAUCAGUCAAUCUACAUUAAAAACAUCAAUGAGAAGGUCAAGAAAGAAGAGCUGAAGAGAUCUCUUUACUGUUUAUUCUCUCACUUUGGAAGGAUACUUGAUGUGGUUGCGCUAAAGACUCCUAAGCUCAGGGGACAAGCAUGGGUUGUCUUCACUGAAGUCACAGCUGCUAGUAAUGCUGUCCGUCAGAUGCAAAACUUUCCCUUCUAUGAUAAGCCAAUGCGAAUACAAUAUGCAAAAUCAAAGUCAGAUUGUGUUACUAAAGCCGAAGGGACUUUUGUUCCGAAAGAAAAGAAGAUAAAGCAAGAAGAGGAAGUUGAAAGGAAGCGACAUGCUGAAGAAACUCAACAACCAAGCAUGCCUAAUGGUGCAACCGCUCAGAAUAGAAGGCCUGUGCCUCUUUUCCAGCCGAGCGGGCAAGACACGAUGUCACCAAACAACAUACUCUUCAUUCAAAAUCUUCCCAUUGAGACCACUAGCAUGAUGCUUCAGAUGUUGUUUGAGCAAUACCCAGGAUUCAAGGAGAUAAGAAUGAUCGAAGCAAAACCCGGAAUUGCGUUUGUGGAGUUUGAAGACGAUGUUCAAUCUUCCAUGGCCAUGCAGGCUCUUCAGGGUUUCAAGAUCACUCCACAGAAUCCAAUGGUCGUCUCUUUCGCCAAGAAGUGAAAACUAACGUGGGUCGUCGCUAGUUGGGCCGGCGCUUGCCCUGUUUAGAGGAGUAAGUUCUCGUCUUCCUUCAUGCUUCUUCCCCUUAUCUUAUUUGGGCCUGCGUGUCUGUUGGACUGUUGAUAGUCCUGUAAUUGGGCCUGUGUGCCUUUCUUUAGGCCCUUGUGGUCUUGUAUGUUUUUGUAAGGUGUUUGCCUUACUGGAAACUAGAGGAGAACCCGUGCUUGCGCACGGUUGAAUAAUUUUUUUUGUAAAAAAAUAAAAACUUGUAGUGUAUAAAAUAUGUAUUGUAUAAAUAUUUGGUGUUUUUUUGUAUAUUUUUAUUAUAUGAUUAAUAGAUAAGGGUGUAGUAAUUUUACUAUGUUUA